Molecule: messenger RNA, 731 nt
Organism: Spodoptera frugiperda (fall armyworm)
Lineage: Eukaryota; Metazoa; Arthropoda; Insecta; Lepidoptera; Noctuidae
Product: integrin beta pat-3-like
Exons: 3
Coding region: 93-632 (179 amino acids)
Source: RefSeq, a predicted model, not a curated record
UUUGCCGACAUAUGAAUAGCCAGAACCAGUCAGUAGAGUAUGUUCCGUUCCGAUCAUUACUCGGCAGCUAGUAUUAUUAAUAACAAAUAACAAUGCAUAUCUCAUUCAUUUACCUGUUUUGUUUUUCAUUCGUUGCCGUGAGCGCUCGAAAUGCUUUUAUCAUGGACGAACGUUUUGUGUGUACCGUUAAGAGAUCGUGUCUAGAGUGCCUCAAGUUAUCUCAAUGUUCGUGGUGUCCGACAGAAAACAAAUGUUUUUCGAAAACACUGACGAAAUCUUCGGACUAUUGUGGCAACGACACUAUUCGGCACGUAGAUUAUGGAUUUAGUUUCGAAGAAAACGCCGAGUGUUCGUGCAGUAAAGGUGAGGUGGAUGGGAGCUGCUAUCCACCAGGUGUCACCGAAGGGCCAGAGUGCUCCGGCCGAGGCACUUGUGUUUGUGGUCAGUGUGUGUGCAACCCGCAGCCUGAUCCUCAAUACCCGACUAAGACCGUGAUGGGCGAGUACUGCGACUACGACAAUUUCUCGUGUGACGACCCUAAAUGCAAUGAAGGGCCGUAUUCUCUCACCAACCCUAACGUAGUACUGGACGACCAAACUAAAACGAUCGCCGUGGAAAUACCAGCCUCAUAACAUUAAUGUGAACUACUCACCUAUUAUUUACUUAAUUUAAAUAGAAAAUAAAUGUAUUAGAAUUAUUUAAACGAAAUAAAUAAACACAGAUACAAUUCA